CUCUUGGGUUGAUUGUACCGACGUCGUUACUUUCCUCUACUCGCAUACCGAUACUUCGACAUAUCCGGUGGUUUCUACAGUCAAUCGGUCACUUCACUUUUUGGUUUUCGUGAUUUCCUGUUCUCAUCCAUCCCGCUUCGGCGAAAUUGAAUGGAGGCUAUUCUCAUCCGUGCAGCCCGUAACCGAGCUCUAUCCCUUCAUCAUUGCAAGCUACCUUCGAUUGCAACUGCUGCUCUUUGCUUAAGCAACUCACUCUUUCACACGGCAACUGCCAUCACUAUGCCGAGUCCUCCAUACGCCUAUCGCUCUUCAGAUUCGAAACCACUAGACCUUUCGGCUUUAGAAGCACAAAUCACAACCCUUGAAGAUCAGCGACAACGUGCAUUUGAGCUUUCUCGAGAUAUGCAGGUUGCCAUCCUACAAGCCAAAACGGCGCUGGAAUACAACGAGGACACAUCAUCCGUGACCACCAAACUCGAUACUUUGCUAGAAAAUCCGCUUUUGAAGCAGCUCGAUGCGUCAGAUCGGGCUCCUCGCCAUGCGAAUUUGUCCUUCAAAAUGGAGGACUACCUCCGGUUUUUGGCCUUCCAACGUUUUCUGCAGUCCGCCGACUUGCUUCCUCCUGCGGCACCCUUCACGGACGAAGAAUACUUGGGAGCAUGCAUGGGGCUGGCGCAAGACUUACAGCGCUACGGACUAGGUCGGGCUACCGUUCGCGAUGUCGCGUCCGUCCAGGCAGCCGCUGAUUUGGUCGGUGACCUCUUGGACUUUCUGCUGCAGCUGGAUUUUCGCAAUGGGCCACUCCGACGUAAAUACGAUGGGACCAAGUACAGUCUGAAGGCACUAGAAACCUUGUUGUACGAGCUGGCGGUAACGGAUAGUUCCCGUGCGGUCGAGGGGACAUCACCAGCGAAGCGUUCAAAGGUGGAAAAAGCUUCUACUAUGCUGCUGCCGCUGGACAGUUUGCAAGCGCUUAAAUCCCGCAUGGUCUAUCGCGAUGACCUGCGUGAAUCCUUGAUCAAAAAGUGCCGCGAUGGUCAAAAGGCUGCCAAACAGUCGAUCUUUGCACUCCAUCGCGGUGACAAAGAAAAAGCUUUGGAACUUUUGACUGAAUGUCACAACGGUAUUGUCAAUGAGCUACUACCGAUAGUUGUCGAAGAACCACUUCUUCGGAAUGGAUCGUUCGCCAACGUUUUGGAGGAGUAUGUGGAAGGCAAGCUCUUUUGUGCUUGGCUCUACGGAAAAGACUACGGUAGGGAUGUUGAAUCGGACCAGCCAAGCGGCACUGUCCUCAAACCCGAAGACUUUGAUAUCGCCUUAGAACCAGCGGAAUACUUGGGAGGGCUUUGCGAUUUGACGGGUGAAGUCGGCCGAUAUGCCGUGCAACGUGGAACAGCGCGUGAUGUCAGGGGAGUGCAGCUAUGUUUGGAAACCAACACGAGUAUUUAUACUGCGCUUCAAGCGAUUGGUCGCCUUCCCCAAGGCAUUCCAAAAAAGAUGGAUCAACUCCGAUACAGCGUGGAAAAAAUAGAACGUAUGCUAUACGAAAUGAGCCUUUCCGAGGCCGCGGGUGGACGGAAUGUUCGCAGUGAGGUUGAAGAGUCCUCUGCUAUGAACGAAGAGAACUAAGAUUCCUUGUGUUUGGAUUUAUAUCAGCACGAAGAGAAUUUUAUCUCGACAUCGUAGCUUCUAACCAUUUUACACGCUACCUAGUUUUAUAAGUGGCGUU
Messenger RNA from Phaeodactylum tricornutum CCAP 1055/1, 1729 nucleotides. RefSeq lists its product with no specific name. The transcript has a single exon. Gene Ontology annotation, cellular component: cytoplasm; nucleus. The coding region runs from base 151 to 1629 and encodes 492 amino acids. Gene Ontology annotation, molecular function: RNA binding; sequence-specific DNA binding; RNA endonuclease activity. NCBI's taxonomy places the organism in Eukaryota, Bacillariophyta, Bacillariophyceae, Surirellales, Neidiaceae. The record is from RefSeq and is a predicted model, not a curated record.